AUGGGGCCCAAUAAACAGCAGUGAAUUAUCAUUAACUCAUCUGUUAUUAACUCAUCGGUCAUUGCAGGUUUUCUAAACUGCAGCACAUUUAUUCAAGAUGGAACAACUUCACAUCAGGGAAAUGUUUUCUAAAUUGCAAUGAAAUGCACAGAUAUGUGGGGCAGGUGGCGAUCUACUACUGAUUCCAGGACCUGUAAUGGGACAAAUGCAUCCUCCAGUCCUGUGUUGCCUCUCCAGGUGCUUCCUCAUGGCGCUGGCAGCUGCCUUCCAGUGUCCACAUGAAUGCCAAAGGACACAAGGAAAGGCAACCACUUGGAAAGCAAAAGUAAAGCAGCCAUGAAACGUGACACCAACUCCUAAUUUGGGGAAAAAAGAUCGUCAUCAAUCAAAGCAUCAGAGGCCAUGUGGUUGCAUGGUGAUGCGGACAGAAGCUCCCUCCAGCAUCCGAUGAUAACGGGGCAGCUGAGCAAGCCGCUGCUCUCCUUCAUGCGCGGCGACAUGAGCGCGGUAGAACUCCGGGCAGACGACAAAGUGGCCAGCCCAGACGGCGAGCUCAACGACGAGCCCCUGCUCCUUCCGUCCGAGGGCCCCGACAGAGAGGGCACCCCCAGCAAGCUGUACGGGGCCCGCGACAGCUCAGUCCAGUCUGACAUCAGCAGCAGUCCCUCCGAGCAAAGUCAAGUGGGACAGACUCAUCCGGGAUACCCCGCCAUGGGUCCACAGUCGCUUCUGGUGGCUCAGCAGCUGGCUAACGCCGUGGGCGGCGUGAUGUCCGGAGCGGCGCCGGGAAUGAACCAGCCCAUCCUCAUCCCCUUCAACGCGGGCGGACACCUGGGCGGGCAGCAGGGUUUGGUCCUGUCUCUGCCCACCACCAACCUCCAGAGCCUGGUGGCGGCCGCUGCUGCGGGGGGCAUCAUGACGCUGCCCCUACAGAACCUGCAAGCUACCUCAACCCUGAACUCCCAACUCCAACACCUGCAGCAGCUCCAGCAGAUGCACCAGCAGCAGCAGCAGCAGCAACAUCAACAGCAUCAACACCACCAUCACCAACACAUCCAGAACCAAGUGUCAUCCCAGCAUCACAUGACCCCGCCCAGCCAGCAGCAGUCCUCCGUCCCGUCCCCGGGCUCCGCGUGCUCCUCAGCCUCCGGACAGCCGCAGCAGUCGCCGCCGCAUCGGCCGAACCACUCGCCCGCCCGAAGCCUUCCCUCGCCGGUCACUCCGCCCAUGCCUUUGCCGCAGCUGAAUCCUCUGGCCAGCCAGGCGGCGGUGGCAGCAGCCGCCAUGGGAUCCAUCGCCGGCUCGCAGGCGUUUGGCAACGCCCUGUCAAACCUGCAAGGAGCCUCCGGACAGCUGGUCACCAACGCUCAAGGACAGAUAAUCGGAACAAUCCCACUGAUGCCAAACUCUGCAGGGCCCUCCAGCCAAUCAGGGGGCGGUAACCCGGCCCUGCAGGUGCCGCCGAUUACCCCGCAGCUCCUGACCAACGCUCAAGGCCAGAUCAUCGCCACGGUGAUCGGCAAUCAGAUCCUGCCUGUCAUCAACACCCAGGGAAUCACGCUGUCGCCAAUCAAGCCCGGACAGCAGCUGCCUCAGGCCCAGCAGGGUCCGAGCGGGCCGACCCCCUCCCAGCCCGGCUUGCUCCACAUGCCCCACAGACACAGCCCCCUCCAGCAGCCCUCCUCCUCCUCGUCCACCUCCUCUUCUUCCUCGGCGCUCAGCGUGGGGCAGCUGGUCAGCAACCCGCAGACCGCCCCCAGCGAGGUGGACGGCGUCAACCUGGAGGAGAUCCGCGAGUUCGCCAAAGCCUUCAAGAUCCGCCGCCUGUCGCUGGGCCUGACGCAGACCCAGGUGGGCCAGGCCCUGAGCGCCGCCGAGGGCCCCGCUUACAGCCAGUCCGCCAUCUGCAGACACACCAUCCUGAGAAGCCACUUUUUCCUACCACAGGAAGCCCAAGAGAACACGAUAGCUAGCAGUCUGACAGGCAAACUGAACCCUGGCCUUUUAUAUCCUGCCAGGUUUGAGAAGUUGGACAUCACCCCUAAAAGCGCCCAGAAGAUUAAGCCGGUUCUGGAGCGCUGGAUGGCCGAGGCUGAGGCCCGCCACCGGUCCGGCAUGCAGAACCUGACUGAGUUUAUCGGCAGCGAGCCCUCCAAAAAGCGCAAGCGGCGGACCUCUUUCACCCCGCAGGCGCUGGAGAUCCUCAACGCCCACUUUGAGAAGAACACGCACCCGUCGGGACAGGAAAUGACGGAGAUAGCCGAGAAGCUCAACUAUGACAGGGAGGUGGUGCGCGUGUGGUUCUGCAACAAGAGGCAGGCCCUCAAGAACACCAUCAAGCGCUUGAAACAGCCCGAUAUGGGCGUGGUGGGGGCGCCGCCCGUGGACCCGCUCGGCGACCCCCUCGACGACCUGCCCAAAUGAACCCAAAACCAAAACCAAAACAGCAAGGCGGCCCCGCUCCACGACCAAGAUGGCGGACGGACUCGUGAAAGCUUUGUGUUGUCUUUGUGAUUUCCACACUUCUUCUGUACAUGAAACCAAAAAAAGACAAGAAUAGAGAUUACAAUGUGAUGUAAAUGACCAAUUGUUGUGGGGGUGGGGGGUGGGGGGGUACGGGAGGGGGGGAUUUAGUAAAGAGCAAACCAAAUGAAAACACUAUUUACCAAAGUAUGUUGCAUCGGAGUACCAAGAAUACUUUUCUAAUGUAAAUGUGCUCGACAUUUCUACAUUUCUACCCGCAGAUGGAAGCUUUACGUCUUUCUUUUUUUCCCUCCUGCAUUCUUUUGAUGUAAAUAUUCCAAAAAAAAUAUUCCACAAAUGAAGCUCACUUUUGGACACAGAAAAAUACAAUAAUAAUAAUAAUAAUUGUGUGACUUUGUACAACUUUUACAGGUCUUUCUAAAAGAUUUCAUGACUCCAUGAUGAUGAUGAUGAUGAUGAUGGUGAGCCGCUGUGUCAUUCUGUUGCCAAAGCCCGAUAGCCAAAGAACAUCAUCUCAAGGACUGACUUUCAAAGACUUUUUCUCCUCUUUUUCUAAACUCCACCUCUCACUUUUA
Messenger RNA from Doryrhamphus excisus (bluestripe pipefish), 3059 nucleotides. Lineage: Eukaryota; Metazoa; Chordata; Actinopteri; Syngnathiformes; Syngnathidae. The record is from RefSeq and is a predicted model, not a curated record.